Messenger RNA from Aspergillus ibericus CBS 121593, 870 nucleotides. Its product is annotated as alpha/beta fold hydrolase. The record is from RefSeq and is a predicted model, not a curated record. The annotation marks the transcript as partial. NCBI's taxonomy places the organism in Eukaryota, Fungi, Ascomycota, Eurotiomycetes, Eurotiales, Aspergillaceae. The transcript has a single exon.
CCCCCCAACGCCCCCCUCAUCAUCGUCGAACCCGGCAUGGGCGACAGCCACCUGAGCUGGAAACACCUCCAACAACUCAUCACCACCGCCGGCCUGGCCCAAGUCCUCCUCUACGACCGCGCCGGACUCGGCCGCAGCGAUUCCCCAUCCACAUCCCCAUCCACCCCCCGAACCGCCACCACCAUGGCCCACGAACUCGACCUCCUCCUCACAGCCGCCAACAUCCCCGGCCCAUACAUCAUCGUCACGCAUUCCUACGGGGGCAUCAUUGCGCGGGAAUUCCUCGCUCUCCGCGAGCCCGAUAUCGCAGGGAUGGUCUUUGUGGAUGCUGAACAGGAAGAUACCUCGCUUGUUAUGGAUGUUCCUUGGGAAACAUUACAUUCGCUGCUCGGAGAGAUGGAUUACUACUCCAUCGUGGCCUUAGACACCGAACAUGUUUUCUCAAAUACCGACUGGGAAGAAAUCAAAGCCGAAAGUAGCCGCCCAUCAACCAAAAACACAAGUGACUUGGAAGGCGCAGAGAGCAAGUCCUCAUGUGCCGCAUUACGUGAAAAACAACAACUACAGAAAAGAGUGCUGGGGCGAAAACCAGUCGGCGUGCUCAAAGGCAACUCGGUACGGGAUUAUCAGCGGAUUUAUGAGGCGGUGGUUACGGCGGGGAGGGGGACGGAGGCGGAGAGGGCGUUGAUGAGGGGGGUGAUUGAGCGGUUGAGGACGAAGGAGGAAGGGUUGCAGAGGGGGGUUUUGGAGUUGUCGGAGGUGAGGAGGUUUGAGGUUGUCGAGACGGGACAUAAUGUGCAGUUGACGAGGCCGGAGAGUAUUAUGGAGAUGGUGAGGUGGGUUUUGGAGAGGUGCAAUGGAGGGUACUAA